Cokeromyces recurvatus is the source of this 1613-nucleotide messenger RNA. RefSeq lists its product as uncharacterized. Gene Ontology annotation, molecular function: heat shock protein binding; ATP binding. Bases 252 to 1547 code for a protein of 431 amino acids. Lineage: Eukaryota; Fungi; Mucoromycota; Mucoromycetes; Mucorales; Mucoraceae. The transcript is spliced from 7 exons. The record is from RefSeq and is a predicted model, not a curated record. Gene Ontology annotation, biological process: protein refolding; response to heat. Gene Ontology annotation, cellular component: cytoplasm.
UUUUUUUUUUUUCCUAUCUGGAAAGACUCGAUACCAGUCUUUAAACGAUUCUUUUUUUAUAUAUAUAUAUUAUUAUUUAAGAUUGACCUGAAGAAAUACGAUGAAGGGUGGUAGCAUGCUACUAGACAACAAUACAGAUUUAGCUGAGUCUUAAUUUUUAAUGACAAAUAGGAAUCGAAAAAAAACUGACACUUUUCUUUUUAUUUCUCCAUUUUUUUUUCUAAAAUAUCUAGGGUGUCUCGAUUACCGCCAUGUCAACAUUAUUCAUAAGCACAUCAAGGUUCAUUAAGAAUCCAUUAAAGACCCUCAUUUCAGUUCAAACAACAAGGCCAGCAUUAAAUAAAGCUGUCAAGUGUUGUUCAGCAGGCAUUGCCCCUUCUAUAUAUCAAUGUCAUCAACAGAAGAGAACUUUUCAUGCCUCUUCUAUUAUACAAAAACAAAAACAAGACCCUUAUAAAGUAUUGGGUGUAUCUAACAGUGCUUCUCAAAAUGAAAUUAAAAAAGCUUAUUACAAGUUAGCAAAACAAUAUCAUCCAGAUACAAAUAAAGAUAAAGAUGCUAGAGAGAAAUUUGUUGAAAUUCAGGAAGCUUAUGAAAUUUUAUCAGAUGAAGAAAAGCGUAAACAAUAUGAUCAAUUUGGACAUGGAUUUGAAGGUGGCAUGGGUGGUGGCGGAUUUUAUGGCGAUGAUAGUAGUGGAUUUACUGGAGGAUUUAAUCCAAGUGACAUUUUCGGUCAAUUCUUUGGUGGAGGAUUUGGCGGGGGAUUUGGUGGAGGAUUUGGUGGAGGAAGUGCAACGAAUGGUGGUGAUAUUCAGGUGACUUUAACAAUUGAUUUCAUGGAAGCCAUCAAGGGCGCAAAGAAAACUGUGACGGUGAAUCGCAUAACAACCUGUCGUACUUGUCAUGGGUCAGGCUUAAAAGCAGGUAAAAAGAAGAAUGAAUGUAAAACCUGUCGUGGUACGGGUGUGCAAUCGAUGCAAAUGGGUGGAUAUCAUGUGCAAUCGACGUGUACCGCUUGUGGUGGUGCUGGUUCAUCAAUUCCUUAUGAUGCUAAAUGUCCUAGUUGUAAUAGUCUUGGUAAAGUAAAAGAAAAGAAACAAGUCGAAGUAAAGAUUCCUGCAGGUGUUGAUAAUCAAUCUGGACUCCGUGUACCUGGUGCUGGCGAUGCACCAUUAAAAGGAAAUGGUCGUUAUGGUGAUUUACUUGUUUCAUUAAAUAUUUUACCUUCAAAAAUAUUUCGUAGACAAGGUACUGAUAUAUUUUAUGAUGCAAAAAUUCCAUUUUAUAAAGCAAUGCUGGGUGGUAAAAUUAGAAUCCCUACCAUUGAUGGUGAUGUGGAGCUUAAAGUACCUGCUGGCUCACAGCCUGAUGAUAACAUUGCUCUUCGUGGAAGAGGUAUUCAACGUUUGGAAGGCUCAUCCAGAGGAGAUCAAAUAGUUCAAUUAAAGAUUGAGUUCCCAAGAUCUUUACGUGGUAAACAAAAGGAAAUUAUAGAGAAAUAUGCAGCUUUAGUUGAUGAUGAAUAUAAGCCAAAGGAUGAAAAAUAAUACCUUUUUAUACAUAUAUAUAUAUAUAUAAAAUUCUUUUUCUUAGAGUAUAUUUUUAUUAUUGAG